Manihot esculenta (cassava) is the source of this 1622-nucleotide messenger RNA. RefSeq names its product GDP-mannose 3,5-epimerase 2. Bases 161 to 1291 code for a protein of 376 amino acids. NCBI's taxonomy places the organism in Eukaryota, Viridiplantae, Streptophyta, Magnoliopsida, Malpighiales, Euphorbiaceae. The record is from RefSeq and is a predicted model, not a curated record. Gene Ontology annotation, molecular function: GDP-mannose 3,5-epimerase activity; NAD binding. The transcript has 7 exons.
CUCUCUUUCACCUCUCUCUAUAUAUGGCAUGAGCUUUAUGGCCUUCUGAAUCACCCCCUUUUGGAUUCUCUCUCUCACCAUCCAUCCUCUGCUUUCUCUUCUAAAAUUUUCUCUUUUUCUGCUGCCAAGCUUCAAAAUCUAAUUCUUUAGGCCUUGCAGUAUGGGAAGCACUGAUGGAACCAGCUAUGGGGCUUUCACCUAUGAGAAUCUGGAGAGGGAACCAUACUGGUCAUCUGAGAAGCUCCGAAUUUCCAUUACUGGGGCUGGUGGUUUUAUUGCCUCCCACAUUGCUCGUCGUUUGAAGAGUGAAGGCCAUUACAUUAUUGCUUCUGACUGGAAGAAGAAUGAGCACAUGACAGAAGAUAUGUUCUGUCAUGAGUUCCAUCUUGUGGAUCUAAGGGUCAUGGAUAAUUGCUUGAAGGUAACAAAGGAUGUAGACCAUGUGUUUAACCUUGCUGCUGAUAUGGGUGGCAUGGGCUUCAUUCAGUCCAACCACUCUGUGAUUAUGUAUAACAAUACAAUGAUCAGCUUCAACAUGCUUGAGGCUGCUAGGAUUAAUGGAGUUAAGAGGUUCUUCUAUGCCUCUAGUGCUUGUAUUUAUCCUGAAUUUAAGCAGCUGGACACUAAUGUGAGCUUGAAGGAAUCUGAUGCCUGGCCUGCAGAGCCUCAAGAUGCAUAUGGCUUGGAGAAACUUGCUACAGAGGAGUUGUGCAAGCACUACACAAAGGACUUUGGAAUUGAAUGCCGUAUUGGAAGGUUCCAUAAUAUUUAUGGUCCUUUUGGAACUUGGAAAGGUGGCAGGGAGAAGGCACCUGCUGCUUUUUGUAGAAAGGCUAUCACUUCCACUGAUAAGUUUGAGAUGUGGGGAGAUGGACUUCAAACCCGGUCCUUUACCUUUAUUGAUGAAUGCGUGGAAGGCGUUCUUAGAUUGACUAAGUCAGACUUUCGAGAGCCAGUGAACAUUGGAAGUGAUGAAAUGGUCAGCAUGAAUGAGAUGGCUGAGAUUGUUCUCAGCUUUGAAAACAAGAAGCUUCCAAUCCAUCACAUUCCUGGUCCAGAAGGUGUCCGAGGCCGUAACUCAGACAACACUCUUAUCAAAGAGAAGCUUGGUUGGGCUCCUACAAUGAAACUGAAGGAUGGGCUGAGAAUUACGUACUUCUGGAUCAAGGAACAAAUAGAAAAAGAGAAAGCUCAAGGUAUUGACUUGUCCAUUUAUGGAUCAUCCAAAGUGGUGGGAACUCAAGCGCCAGUUCAGUUGGGUUCACUUCGCGCCGCUGAUGGCAAAGAAUGAAGCAGUUGAAGCUACAAAGCCGUAAUUUUCUACAUGUUGUGGAUAUCUAUGGUUUGGUUGUGAAGUAGUAGAGGGUAUUCGAGUAUGGAUCAUUAUCAGCUUAAACUCUUUGGUUUUUGUAUUUUGAACUGUGCUGCUGCAUUUCAGGGGGAGUUGCUUUGCUCCCAUUUUAUCAUCAGAUGUUUAGCAACCUGUUGUUUUUGGUAUUUGUAUAUUUGGCAAAAUAAUCUCAGACAUGUUGAAUCUUGUGAAAUCUAAUCAUGUGGGAUUGUUAUGGAGACAGCUGCAAUUCUGGGAAUAAAAUCCUUCAAUUAGAGGCUGCAAAAUUAAA